AUAGCAUAUUAUAUUGUGCGUAGUAUGUAAGGAAAUGAAAAAUUUAUGGGAUUUAUGUUUUUCGUUCAAAAGAGUUUUAUUUAUAAAAAAUAUUAGUUGUGAUAUUUGUAAAAAAUCAUGAAUAUAAUCCCUAUAUAGAAUUAUCAAACUAUAAUUAAAUAGUAUUCAAUAUCGUCACAAAUUAACAGUAAUAGCUAUGACUGACAAUAAAUCAGAAGAAGAAAAUACUAUUUACUCAGAACCAAAAAAUGAAGGAGGCUGGUGGGACACAUUAUAUUCUGCUGCCAGAUCAAAAUCAGCUGAAGUAUUUGAAUCGGUAAAACGUGAUCUUGGAGAACUUACAACUAUAGUUACUAACGAAACUAGUAAUAUUGUUUUAAAUACAACUAAUGUUGUUAAAGAAACUCUUCAGUUAGAGAAUCCUGACUCUACUGCCAAUACAAUGAAAAAAUCUGUGAGCACAUUUUUGGAUCAAGUUACAAAUGCUCUUCAUCCAUUACCAGAUGAUGAUGAUGAAGCAUUAUUAGUUGUGGGUUCUGAUACAAUUCCUCUAUCUAGGCUUCAAGCUCAAAUUUAUACAUUGGCCAAUGAUCCAAAUACUUUUUUAAUGGAAAUUGAUGGCCAACUAUUUAAAAGAUAUAAAGCUUGGCUAGACUGGGUACAAAGUGGAGACAGCAGUUUGCUUUCCAGUGAAAAACUUAACAAAUUAUUAGUUGAUUGCCCUUCAUUAAAUGAUAAUUAUCAAAAGCUUGUACCAGAUUUCAUUUCACAUGCUGAUUUUUGGUAUAGAUUUCUAUUUCGAAAAGCAUUACUUGAAGAUGAAGAUGCUAAGCAGCAGAGACAACUAAUGAAGGAUAAACAAAUAGCUGAAAAAAUUGAUUUCACCAAAGAAUUAACACCCUUGUCCGAUAUAGAACUUUCUGAAAAAGAACAAGAAGAGAUAUUAAGUCAAUAUGAUCAAGAGAGAAGAAAAUUAUCAUCUGAAAAAUCUAGUACUAAUAGUCUUCUUGGUGACAAUAAAAAUAUUUCAAAACCAAAGCAGGAUGACAUUCCAUCUACGACUUCGUCCGUUACCACAUCUAGCUUAGAUAAAGACGAAUGGGUUAAAGAUUUUGAUAUGGAAGAUAUUGAGCCAUCAAGCUCCAAGUAAAUUUUACGUGUGUUAUAACAUUUGUUAGUUAUUUGUAUGUAUAAAACAACGAAAAUAUUUUUUUUAUAUAUAUUUAUGUAUUAUCUUAUUAUUAAGUUAUUUCUAUUGUUAAUAAUAUUUAAUUUUUUUUUUUAUCAAAUAAAUAAAUAUGUAUGUUAUUUUUUAA
Molecule: messenger RNA, 1316 nt
Organism: Daktulosphaira vitifoliae (grape phylloxera)
Lineage: Eukaryota; Metazoa; Arthropoda; Insecta; Hemiptera; Phylloxeridae
Product: BSD domain-containing protein 1-like
Exons: 8
Coding region: 197-1150 (317 amino acids)
Cellular component (GO): cytoplasm
Source: RefSeq, a predicted model, not a curated record